GAUGUCGCUGAGCCCCCUCGCCGAACCGCUUUCUCAUGCACUCGGCGGCCUCCCGGUGCACUUCGUCUCCGAUUGCAUCGGCGAUGGGACGGAGGCCGCCGUGGCUGCGCUCGCACCCGGCGAUGUCGCACUGCUGGAGAACCUGCGCUUCCACCCUGGCGAGGAGGCGAACGAUCCCGCCUUCGCCGAUGCCCUCGCACGGCUUGCCGAUCUCUACGUCAACGAUGCGUUCUCGGCCGCGCAUCGCGCCCAUGCGUCCACGACCGCCGUGGCGGAGCGCCUGCCGAGCGCGGCGGGGCGCCUCAUGCAGGCCGAGCUGGAGGCGCUCGGCAAGGCGUUGCGGCGCCCGAGCGGCCGGUCGUCGCCGUCGUCGGCGGCGCCAAGGUCUCGACCAAACUCGCGAUCCUCGCCAAUCUGAUCCGCCGGGUCGACCGCCUCGUCAUCGGCGGCGCCAUGGCUAACACAUUCCUUCAUGCGCAAGGGGUCGCCGUCGGCGCGUCGCUCCACGAGCCCGACCUGGCGGCAGAUGCGCGCCGCAUCAUGGCGGAGGCGGAGGGAGCCGGGUGCGCCAUCGUGCUGCCCACCGACGUGGCGGUGACGCAGGAGUUCAGGGAAGGCGCCGAGGAUACAGUGACGCUUGUUGGCGAUGUGCCGACAAAUGGAAUGAUCCUCGACCUCGGGCCCGAGACCUGCGCGCGGAUCGAAGCGGUGCUGGCCGAGGCGCGCACGCUAGUGUGGAACGGGCCGCUCGGGGCUUUCGAGAUCGCCCCCUUCGACCGGGCGACGACGACAUGCGCGCGCGCGGCCGCCCGGCUUACCGGGGCGGGCAGGCUGCUCUCCGUCGCCGGCGGUGGGGACACGGUCGCGGCGCUCCAGGGCGCGGGCGUGCUUGGGGCCUUCAGCUAUGUGUCGACUGCUGGCGGUGCCUUCCUGGAAUGGCUGGAGGGGCGGACCCUGCCGGGGGUCGCGGCGCUCGAGGCAAGCGUCGCGCCGAAGAGCGGACCAUGA
Geodia barretti is the source of this 1008-nucleotide messenger RNA. The record is from the annotation of a GenBank genome assembly. Lineage: Eukaryota; Metazoa; Porifera; Demospongiae; Tetractinellida; Geodiidae.